GUAAACCCUUCCAUCCUUAACCCUGCUUCCUGUCUUCGCCUCGGUUUUCAGUUUUGGUCUGAAGCAUUUCAACAGCGUCAUCCUCAAACAUUAUCCGUUUUUUGAAUGCUGAUGUGCUCUUCGAUUUGCUACUGACUGCCCGUGACCUCAUCUUGUCGAAAUCCUGGUGCUGUUCUUCUCUUGGCUGCUGCUUGUGACCUCUGUCCGUCGCCGCGCCGUCGUGGCUUCUUCGGAGUUCGUUCUGUUUUCUCCCUGUCAAGCUUGUGUCCUUAGUUUGUCAUUCUCUCCCCGUCAAGCUCACAGUCCGUUCUUUUUUCUCCAUUCUGGCCUCCAUCUUCACGACUCCGUAAAUAUCUAUCUAUUCCUCUCCUCUGUUAUUCCAUUGCCGGUGGCUCUGUUAUUGUGAGGUUUGGACUGACGUGAAUGUGAAGCUAUGAAAGGCGCUGGUUAGUAUCCUCUGAUUCUUCCCUCUCAGUGUUGUGGCUAUUUUUCUUGCCUGGGUUUUGAAUGUGAAUUCUGGAAAUGAUGAUUUUUGGAAAUGGAAUUGUUGCCUUUUGAAUUCACAUUUUUGCAACUGGGAUUGUUACCUCUAUCAAGAAUGAAGAGGAGAAGCAGGAAUGGAAUAGAGAUGAGAGUAUUGUUGGUUGUUGAAAGUUUUUUAUUUUGGAAUUAAUGCUUUCAACGGAUAUCUUCAGCACAGAAGUAGGGUGUGGGUUGCUUCUACAGUAACGUGGUUUAGAGGAAGAACAUAGUUUCAAUUUUGCCAUGUCUUUGUUGGUUUUCAGACAGGUUAACUGUGUUUUGGGUUGCUAGCUUCAUUUUGAGCUUGCAAAAUGCAGACCCAAACAUAAGCUCAAGAGUGGAUCAUUGCGCGUUACACCAUGCAACUCUUCCAAAUCCAGUUGACAUCUUAACGGAUGUUUUCACUUUGCAUGCAAAUGCUUUUCUAUCCCUUAUCAGAGACAAGUUGCCACUAAGCAAGGUUUUCAUUAAGAAUGGAAGUUCUUUCUUAUAUUUAUUAGUAAAUAGUAUUUUUACCAAAGUUUAUUUGAUCAAGCUUUGCUUUGAAUCGUGGUUAAGGAAGCUAUAUAUAAAAGUCUUUUAUCCACAAAGAAGGGGGGCUGUAUGUUCAAAUUGUUAUGCUCAAACCUGACAAGUCAUGUUGCGCAGUUGUCUGAUGGUCAAACUGGCUCCACAUUUGUCAUUCUUCACCCAAUACCCAAGACCAUUCAUUUGCUGGAAUCAUCGCUAUGGUUCUUCUCAUCUUGAUUGUUACAAUUCUUCUAUCAAUAUGAAGUGCAUUCUCAAACAGUUUUCCUAUAGCUUCUUAGCAGACCAGACAUCUCAUUUGAGCACUUUGAGUCAAGCAGCUACAUCAGUAGUUGAGUGCUCUGGAGGAAUUACUAGUAGACUUUCUAACAAAGCUAAGAGAAAAGCUAUCAACGAAUCUCCUGAGGGAAUCUUGAGGCAUAAGCUAAAUGAGUGCUCAAAGGGUGGGGACAUUGUUGAGGCACUUAAACUCUAUGACGAGGCACGAAGUAAUGGUGUUGCAUUGAAUCUGCACCAUUAUAACUCAUUACUAUACCUUUGUUCUUCUCAUGCUCAUGUCAAAAUAGACAACAAGAAUGAUGAAAAUACAAUGAUUUUAGGCCUUAGAAGGGGUUUCGAGAUUUUCCAGCAGAUGUUAGUCGACAAAGUUGCUCCAAAUGAAGCUACAUUUACAAGUACAGCCAGGCUUGCAGCUGCAAGGGAUGAUCCUGAAAUGGCUUUUGAAUUACUGAAGCAAAUGAAAAAUUGUGGUAUUGCACCAAAGUUGAGAUCAUAUGAACCUUCCCUUUUUGGAUUCUGCGAGAGAGGAGAUGCAGAUAAAGCUUAUGAAGUUGAUGCUGAUAUGAUUGCUUCUGGGAUUCUGGCUGAAGAGCCUGAGCUUUCUGCUCUUCUAAAACUUAGUGUUGAUGCAAAAAAGGAAGACAAGGUCUAUGAAAUGUUGCACCGUUUACGUGCUACUGUGAGGCAGGUGUCAGAAUCAACUGUUCAAAUUAUUGAAGAUUGGUUCAACUCGGAAGAUGCAGCAAAAGUUGGAGAAAAAUAUUGGGAUGUUUGCAUGGUAAGAAAAGGGAUUGCUCAGGGAGGUGGAGGAUGGCAUGGGCAAGGAUGGCUUGGAAGUGGGCAAUGGAAGGUGGUGAAGACUCAUGUAAAUGAUGCUGGCAUGUGUCUCUCAUGCAAUGAGAAACUUGUGAGCAUUGACAUUGAUCCAAAAGAGACUGAAAAUUUUGCUACCUCAUUAACUAGAUUGGCUUGCGAAAGAGAAACUAAGGCAAACUUUAACCAUUUUCAGAAGUGGCUUCAACAACAUGGUCCUUUUGAUGCAGUUGUAGAUGGUGCCAAUGUAGGCCUUGUCAGCACGCAUAAUUUCAGCUUUUUGCAGCUUAACACUGUUGUACAGCAAUUGCAACAAAUGAGUCCCUCAAAAAGAUUGCCACUUGUAAUCUUGCAUAUAAGUCGGGUUACUAGUGGUCCUGCUCGGAAGCCACAUAACAAGAAACUCUUAGAAUAUUGGAAGAAAAAUGACGCUCUUUACGCUACACCUCAAGGUUCCAAUGAUGACUGGUACUGGCUAUAUGCAGCUGUUAGCUGUAAAAGCUUGUUGGUGACAAAUGAUGAGAUGAGAGAUCACUUGUUCCAACUAUUAGGUUCUAGUUUUUUUCCAAGAUGGAAGGAAAAGCAUCAGGUUAGGCUGUCAACCUCAAAUAAUGGGCCUUCCCUCAUCAUGCCUCCACCAUAUUCAACAGUUAUUCAGGAAUCAGCCAAUGGUAGUUGGCAUGUGCCAAGAGUGAGUGAUGAUGAUUAUGGAACCCCAAGGCAGUGGUUGUGUGCAACCAGAUCCACAAAUAUAUCAUCAGUACAUCAAUUGUUUACUUCUCCCUCCGCAUCUAUGGCUGCUUAGGAAUAUGAGCUCGAGGUCUUUCAAUUUUGGUUCCAGGAAUGUGGAUUUUAUGUUAUUCAUUAUUAUUAUUAUUAUUUCGGUAAGAACAAAAUGUAAAAUAAACACAAUUUUUUAAUUUAAAAAAUUAGAAAUGCCAAAUUUCAAAUUUAGAUUA
This is a messenger RNA of Prosopis cineraria, 3101 nucleotides long. RefSeq names its product proteinaceous RNase P 1, chloroplastic/mitochondrial-like. NCBI's taxonomy places the organism in Eukaryota, Viridiplantae, Streptophyta, Magnoliopsida, Fabales, Fabaceae. The record is from RefSeq and is a predicted model, not a curated record. The transcript has 8 exons. Gene Ontology annotation, biological process: tRNA 5'-leader removal. Gene Ontology annotation, molecular function: ribonuclease P activity; protein binding. Bases 1160 to 2947 code for a protein of 595 amino acids.